Molecule: messenger RNA, 657 nt
Organism: Ailuropoda melanoleuca (giant panda)
Lineage: Eukaryota; Metazoa; Chordata; Mammalia; Carnivora; Ursidae
Gene: TSACC
Product: TSSK6 activating cochaperone
Exons: 4
Coding region: 256-630 (124 amino acids)
Cellular component (GO): cytoplasm
Molecular function (GO): protein-folding chaperone binding
Source: RefSeq, a predicted model, not a curated record
UGUGUAUCAACUACGAGGGUGGGUCCCGGGAGGGAGGUUUUUGAGUAACAGCGCAGUGAAGGGACCAUGAGAGCACGAACAACUCAACAGUCGCUUAUAUUUGGCCAUGAAAUAGAACAAUACCUUCUUUCACACUUCUUCCUCCCCAAAGUGGUGCAGCCCGGGAUGUGCCGGAGAGAAGUAAAAUAAUAGCAGGGGUUGUUGGUCAUGUAACGCUGUGAUUCUUCCCCAGGCACCACACCUGUUGGUGUCCACAUGGAGCAGCAUGCUAGCCAUCCCAACGGAAAAGCCAAAGAGGAAAGUAAUGCUGUGCCUCUUUGUCGAGCCAAACCCUCUCCUAGCUUGAUUAAUCUUCAAGCAAGUUCCCCAGCGGGCACUUUCCUGAACAUCCAGAAAACAAAGCUGCCCUCAGGAGUUGACCACAAGCCCAAGGAAUGCCUGGGACUCCUAGAAUGUAUGUAUGCCAAUCUCCAGCUGCAGACCCAGCUCGCCCAACAACAGAUGGCUAUUUUGGAAAAUUUACAAGCAUCGCUGACACAACUGGCUCCUGGGAGGGGAAGCAAGAACUCUUCUCUCCCAGCCUUAUCCCGUAAUCUGUUGUUGAAUCACCUGCCCCUGUUCAGUAAAUAAAUUGUGGAACAGAGUCACUGUGUGUUU